Molecule: messenger RNA, 1284 nt
Organism: Arabidopsis lyrata subsp. lyrata
Lineage: Eukaryota; Viridiplantae; Streptophyta; Magnoliopsida; Brassicales; Brassicaceae
Product: cysteine-rich receptor-like protein kinase 26
Exons: 2
Coding region: 72-1061 (329 amino acids)
Source: RefSeq, a predicted model, not a curated record
CCACUGUCCCUAUAUAAAUGCAACAAUGAAGCAAGACCAUAAGAAGAUAACCAAAAAGACUAGAGAUUACAAUGAGUUAUGUUAUGCCUAAGUCAUACACUAUGCAAUGUCUUGUUCUAUUGUCAGCUUUGUUGCUCUCAUCGCAACUACUCUCCGUACAAUCUCAGGAAGGGAAAGCUCUCUUCUCUUCCUGCCAAACUGUGAGAGGAAACUUCACCGUCAACAGCAUCUUUGAAGUCAACCUCAAGUCACUUAUCUCCUCCCUCUCGUCUCUUCCGCCGACCGAAGACGGGUUUUACAACGUUUCUUUUGGAGAAACCGAUAAUGAGAAAGUCAAUUCUUUGGUGCUGUGCAGAGGUGAUGUCAAACCCAUUGAAUGCAUCGGAUGCAUUAUUAGAGCCGGACAAGAGAUUAGGGAACGAUGUCCGAACGAGAAAGAAGCCAUCAUAUGGUACUCAAACCGCACAAUCUUGAACACGAUGGAGACAUCCCCUGGAUAUUCUUUUGCCACGGAUUUCGAUUUCCCGGGUGAAAAAGGUGCAUGGGAGAACAUGCUAACGACUUUAUUAGAAGGGUUAAUGAGUAGAGCAGCGGCGGGUGGGGAGAGGAAGAAGUUCGCCGUCUCUAAAAAGAGUGGGCCUUCCCUUCAAACGUUGUACGGUCUCAUGCAGUGCACGCCCGAGAUUUCGGAACGUGACUGCAUUGAUUGUCUUACGUGGAAUAUAGGUCGAAUUCCGAUUCUUUGUAAUACAAAAAUGGGUUGCAGGCAGGCAACCGUCAGCUGCAAUUUGAGAUAUGCCACCUCACGGUUCUAUGAUCUGACAGCGGAGGAGCAACCACGGGCAUUGCCGCCAGCCCCUCUUCCAUCUCCUCCUCCUCCAUCAAAUGAGAGAGUGAGUGACGGAAAAGGUUUUGCUAUAGAUGACGUUAAAGGUGUCGUUAUUAUUGUUGGCGGCGUUGUCCUCCUUAUCGUAUCAUGUGUUGUUAUUGUCUUGACUCUGAAGAAGAAGAAACACAACCGCCAAAGUGAGUUGCGCACACAUACACUUACAUCUAUAUAGCUGAAAAGUGUACAACUUUCCUAACAUUAAUUAUUGUGAUGUACAGACGAAAGGAGGGAAGAUUCCUUGAAAUUUGAAUUCAGUGCAAUAAGAAGUGCAACCAACAAUUUCUCACCCCUCAAUGAACUCGGAAAAGGUGGAUUUGGGAAAGUUUAUAAGGUAAUCUUACAAACCAUAAUGUAAUACUCCCUCCGUUUAUUUAUAUUUGUGUUUAAGGUUUUUG